Molecule: messenger RNA, 759 nt
Organism: Papaver somniferum (opium poppy)
Lineage: Eukaryota; Viridiplantae; Streptophyta; Magnoliopsida; Ranunculales; Papaveraceae
Product: cytochrome P450 87A3-like
Exons: 7
Coding region: 1-759 (252 amino acids)
Biological process (GO): sterol metabolic process
Molecular function (GO): iron ion binding; heme binding; monooxygenase activity
Source: RefSeq, a predicted model, not a curated record
AUGAAGAACAAAAAGAAGGCAAUCCAACUGAUGAAGGAUAUACUGCACAAGAGACGUAAUUCAACUGAAAAGAAAGGCGAUUUUCUUGAUCAAGUCAUAGAAGACAUGAAAACAAUGGAAUUUAUAACGGAAGAUUUUGUUGUUUAUUUCAUAUUUGCAAUAUUACUUGCCAGUUUUGUCUCCAUUUCUACAGCUCUCACUUUAUCGUUUACACUGUUGACGGACCACCCUGCCGUGGUGACUGAAUUACUGGAAGAACAAGAUAAUUUGGCUAAAAGCAAAGACAAUUCUGAUUCUCCACUUACAUGGAAUGAAUAUAAGUCAAUGACUUUCAUGACUCAGGUUAUUCAUGAAACACUAAGGAUGUCUAAUAUGCUUCCUGGGAUGUUAAGAAAGGUUAUUAAAGAUGUUCACGUAAAUGGGUACACAAUUCCAAAAGGAUGGACAAUUAUGCUAGUUCCUUCUGCUAUUCAUAUGAAUCCUAAAAAAUUUCCAGAUCCACAUACCUUUAAUCCCUGGAGAUGGAGUGACAUCGGCGGUACAAAUGCACCGUCGAUAGAUUAUAUUCCAUUUGGUGGAGGGUUGAGACAUUGUGUAGGAGCUGAGUUUAGCAAGACAGUGAUGGCUAUAUUCAUUCGUGCUCUGAUCACUAAGUUCAGUUGGACAAAAAUAAGAGGAAAUGCUUACCGUAACCCUGCUUUAUCUUUCGGAAGCGGUUUCCACGUUAAGAUCUCUGAAAAGGAUCAGAUCAAGAACUAA